This is a messenger RNA of Pogona vitticeps (central bearded dragon), 6866 nucleotides long. It is a transcript of the gene PTPN21, whose product is annotated as protein tyrosine phosphatase non-receptor type 21. Gene Ontology annotation, biological process: protein dephosphorylation. Gene Ontology annotation, molecular function: protein tyrosine phosphatase activity. Gene Ontology annotation, cellular component: cytoskeleton; cytoplasm. The record is from RefSeq and is a predicted model, not a curated record. NCBI's taxonomy places the organism in Eukaryota, Metazoa, Chordata, Lepidosauria, Squamata, Agamidae.
UUUUUCCCCAUUUAGUGUUGCCAACAUACAGUAUUUUGUUAUAUGGCCCAUAUAACAAAAUGUGUGACAGGGGCAGGAGGCACCCUUUCGAAAUCUUUGCCGGAUGAAGCGCCCAAGCCUUCCCGGCCAAAACCUUUCCCCUUGUCAAGCCUCCUUGUUUUGUUUCCUUCUGCCAACAGACGGCUGGUCCCCAGGUGAAGUUGUGCGGGCGGCAUUUCUGCGGUUCUAAGAGCAAAAAAAAAGGGUAAUUUUGGAAAGCGGCGGGAGUCGCAAGCCGGUGGUUUCCCCUCUGUGCGUGUGCGAGGGUCGUGUGUUUGAUUCCCUCUCUUCUUCUGCCAUGCUGCCUGCCACCGCCGCCGCCGCCGCCUCCCUUUCUAACCCCGGGAAGCGGCAGCUGUCCGCCUGCCCCAUUGCUGACAUUCCCCCUGCCAAGCAUUCCAGAUCUCUGAGGUAAUGGGCCUGCAAACAGGGAGGGCUGCGCUUUCGUGAUCGCACCGUAUCCUUCCGCAUGGCUGGAGCAAAGGGGAACGCCUCCAAAGGGGGAAAGAAAGAAGGGAAGAGAGUGAGAGAGAAAGAGAAAGAGAGAGAGAGAGAGAGAGAGAGAGGCAAGCAGCCUGCGCGUUGUGGUGUCGCACAGGACUGGCCGCUGGCAAAUAACGACGGGGCGGGGAGAAAGCCUCUCUCUCUCGUCUUGUGCUCCAGCCGUGCCGGGGCUUCCUCUGUCACAGGAAAGCGGCUGGCUGGCUGGCUGAGGGAAACCUCCUUUUGCUGUAAUAUUUCCCCUCCUCCUGCUCCUGCGGCUUCUCUUCUGACUCUUUGCCCAGUGGAAUGAUAUCCACCACACUCCGUUUUUCGUGUUGUUGUUGUUGUUGUCGAGCCAGGAAGUGAGGAAUGUUUGCGCGCUGACUGGACCGACCGACCGACCGACCGACCGGGAGAGGAGAGGAAAGGAGAGCCGAACCGAAGGCGGCGGCUUUCUUCAAGGGUGGGAGAAGGAGCCUCUGUUUCCCCCUCCCUCCGUCUCCGACCGCUUUCCCAACCAUUCCGGGCCCCCCAAAAUCGACACCCACGACAUGGCUCGCUCGGGAGAGCUCUCGAAGCUGCGCUGGGCUUUUUGCAGCUAGAGGAGACCUGAUUCCCUUGGAUUACGGUCCCAGAAUUUUUGUGGAUGCUUCCCUUGCACCAAAGUUGGAAGAAAACCAGCUCGUCUUUAAUGGCUGCUGCCGCUGCUGGUGGUUGAUCAUCUGGAGACUCUACAGCUCUUGACUGUUCACGGGAAGUGAGAUAUUCCCGGAUGUUUUUCAGUGACUUCUUGUGAAUGUUUUAAGAGAGAAAAUGCCUCUCCCUUUUGGGCUGAAGCUGAAACGAACUCGACGCUACACAGUGUCUAGCAAGAGCUGCUUGGUGGCCCGUAUCCAGCUGCUUAACAAUGAGUUUGUGGAGUUCACACUGUCAGUGGAGAGCACCGGGCAGGAAAGUCUGGAGGCUGUGGCGCAGAGGCUUGAACUUCGAGAGAUCAUCUACUUUAGCCUUUGGUAUUUCAACAAGCAGAACCAGCGCCGAUGGGUAGACCUGGAUAAGCCUCUCAAAAAACAACUGGAUAAAUAUGCAUUGGAACCAACUGUAUUCUUUGGGGUGGUGUUUUAUGUGCCUUCUGUCUCUCAACUUCAGCAGGAGAUUACCAGAUAUCAGUAUUAUUUGCAGUUGAAGAAAGAUAUCUUAGAAGGAAACAUUCCUUGCACGUUUGAGCAAGCGAUUCAUCUGGCUGGCUUAGCUGUUCAAGCUGAUUUUGGAGAUUAUGACCAGUAUGAAUCACAGGAAUUUCUGCAGAGAUUUGCCUUGUUUCCUGUGGGUUGGUUGCAAGAUGAGAAGAUCCUGGAGGAAGCAACUCAAAAAGUGGCCUUACUUCACCAAAAGUAUAGAGGUCUCUUGCCACCUGAUGCAGAGAUGCUAUAUAUGCAAGAGGUUGAGCGAAUGGAAGGUUAUGGGGAAGAGAGCUAUCCUGCAAAGGACAGCCAAGGAAGUGAUAUAUUUGUUGGAGCUUGUCUUGAUGGAAUCUUUGUGAAGCACAAAAAUGGUCGGCCUCCUGUCAUAUUUAGGUGGCAUGAUAUCGCUAACAUGUCCCACAACAAAUCCUUUUUCACACUGGAACUGACAAAUAAAGAAGAGACUAUCCAGUUCCAAACUGAAGAUAUGGAAACUGCAAAAUAUGUAUGGCGAAUGUGUGUGGCCAGGCACAAAUUCUAUAGACUAAAUAAAUGCAGCCUAGACUCCCCAGAUUCUCCGCCUGAGGAAGGCUCUCAGAAAUCUUUCCUCAUUCUUUCCCUUCCACGCUUUCCAAUCCUUUCUCGUCCUUCUCUGCCCAAAGGACAAGCUCAGACAGUGACAAUGAAUCCAGUUCGAAGGCGGUCAUCCUCUAGGUUGUCUCUGCAGCCCAAACCACAACCUUUUAUGAUGACACCUGCCCCACCUCAGUUGCACUACAAUGGACACUACGCAGAACCAUAUACAUCUUCACAAGAUAAUCUCUAUGGGAAUAACCAGAAUGGCUAUUAUUGCCACUCUCAGACCAGCUUGGAUAGACCGCCGCACGACUACAAUGGCAGAAUCCGCAACGGCAGCGUCUAUAGCGCUCACAGCACCAGCUCUUUGAAUAAUCCUCAGCACUACCUGCAACCAUCUCCCAUGUCCUCCAACCCGAGCAUUACAGGCAGCGAUGUCCUCAGAUCUGAUUAUGUCCCGUCUCAUCGGCACAGUGCCCUUAUACCACCUUCUUAUCGGCCUACCCCAGAUUAUGAGACUGUCAUGAAGCAUCUUAACCGGGGAAUGAUACAUUCAGACAAGCAGAGUCAUUCCAUGAGAAACCUCAACAUUGGAAAUUCAUAUGCCUACAGUAGGCCUGAUGCCAUGGUUUACAGUCAGCCAGAAAUUCGAGAACAGGGGAAUUAUACCUCCCCGCACUCUGCCCACUAUCCGUUUAAUCUGAACUAUAGUUUCCACAGCCAGUCCCCUUACCCUUACCCUGCAGAAAGGCGCCUAGUGGUUGGAGCAGUGAGUGUUCCUGAAUUGACAAAUGUCCAGUUGCAGGCUCAAGAUUAUCCUGCACCGAACAUUAUGAAGACUCAAGUGUACCGCCCUCCUCCUCCUUAUCCUUAUCCCAGACCAGCUAACAGCACCCCAGAUCUGUCCCGACAUCUUUAUAUCAGCAGCAGCAACCCCGAUCUCAUCACCCGACGGGUCCACCACUCAGUCCAGACGUUUCAGGAGGACAGCUUGCCCGUUGCCCAUUCCCUCCAGGAAGUGAGUGAGCCCUUGACGUCAGCCCGCCAUGCUCAGCUGCAGAAGAGGAACAGUAUUGAGAUCGCUGGCCUGGCCCAUAGCUUUGAAGCCAUGAGGAUGAAAGAGAGGACCAUGUCGGCUUCUGCUGCAGAUGUGGUCCCGCCAAAGGUGGUUCCUGCUGGGUCACAGCCCGCUGUUUUCCUGGAGAGAACCAAACAAGAAGAAAAUGAAGAAACAGAAGAAAAUGUGAACUAUGGGCAUAAAAAGUCUCUUUCAGAUGCCACUAUGUUGAUCCACAGCAGCGAGGAAGAGGAGGAGUUUGAAGAAGAAAGCAAAGCAAAUCCAGCUCUUUCUCCAUUCACUGAUGGAAACACCCAGCUUCCUUCUAUCAUGGGUUGCUAUCCUCCUGAAUCCUUGCUGAACUACCCUUACAGUUCUGUUGCUUCCUCGCCUGGGCCUUUACAUAUACAUGAACCUAAAUUGCACAUUACUGAAACUGAGAAGAAGGUAAAAGAGGUGAGCCCCGUCCACGUCAUGGCUGACAUUGAAGUACAGAGGAGAGGAGAUGGGCUGUUGACUCCUUCUGUGUCCGAGUCAGACCUGACGAUGUCCACAAGGUACAGAGUGCGAAAGGAUUCCAUAAAGAAAAGACCUGUAUCUGAAUUACUUGCAGGGAAGAAGAACAUAGUAGAAGGAUUGCCUCCUUUAGGGCAGGUCAUGAAAAAGAACAGAGCCGAAACCAAAAAAAUAGGACCUUUGAAGUUAGCUGCUCUCAAUGGACUGACAUUAUCUCGGCAGCCGCUGCCAGAUGAGGGGAAGGAGGAACCUGCCAGAGCUACAAAUGAUGAACGGUGUAAAAGUUUGGAACAGCGGUUGGAACAAGGAAUGGUGUUUACAGAAUAUGAGCGCGUUCAGAAGAAGCGGCUUGUGGAUGGUGACUGCUCAAUAGCUCGUCUCCCAGAAAAUGCAGAGCGCAACAGGUUCCAAGAUGUGCUUCCGUAUGAUGACACCAGAGUAGAGCUAGUUCCAACAAAAGAAAACAAUACGGGUUAUAUUAAUGCUUCCCACAUUAAGGUCUGUGUUGGGGGAAUGGAGUGGGAUUAUAUUGCCACCCAAGGUCCUCUGCAGAAUACAUGCCAAGAUUUCUGGCAGAUGGUUUGGGAGCAAGGGAUUGCCAUUAUUGCUAUGGUGACAGCGGAAGAGGAGGGUGGCCGAGAGAAAAGUUUUCGAUACUGGCCCCGGCUUGGCUCAAGGCACAACACUGUGACAUACGGACGAUUUAAGAUUACCACCCGGUUCCGGACGGACUCUGGUUGCUAUGCAACAACAGGUUUAAAGAUCAAGCACCUCCUCACAGGGCAAGAGAGAACGGUGUGGCAUCUUCAGUACACUGACUGGCCAGAGCAUGGCUGUCCAGAGGACAUAAAAGGAUUUCUGUCAUACUUGGAAGAGAUCCAGUCAGUACGGCGCCAUACAAAUAGCACUGCAGAUCCAACAGCCCCCAACCCGCCCUUGCUGGUGCAUUGCAGUGCUGGUGUGGGACGAACGGGAGUGGUUAUCUUGUCGGAGGUCAUGAUUGCCUGUUUGGAACACAAUGAGCCCCUUGAUAUCCCCAGAAUGUUGGAUAUGUUGAGGCAACAGAGGAUGAUGAUGGUUCAGACCUUAUGCCAGUACACGUUUGUCUAUGGAGUUCUCAUUCAGUUCUUGAAAAGUUCAAGGCUUAUAUAAACCUCCUCCCUGCACCUCCUGGCUCGAUGUCCAAGACUCGUUCUUUGCAAGAGUUUACAAAAGCAGAAAUUUGCCUUCCACUGGAGCAGUCUUUUCUUGGCUUGGAAUGAAAAUGCUGAGUUCCAGUCCAGGAUCCACCAUAGUCAGUGUUUGCAGGGAUAAACUUUGAGAGGCCUCUUUCUUUGUGUGCAGUUGUGGCUGGAACAAAAAAAGAAUGAGUGUGGUUUCUGAAAAGAUACAAAUAUAUAUAUAUAUAUAUACUGUUACGCUGUAGUCAUUGUCUUCAAGACUGCGGUACUAAAGGCACUCUGUUCCGAUCAAGACAGCAUAGCACCUUGCUGAAAUUAAUGGAUGGCAUUCUUUUUUAUUCUAAUCUUAUAAAAUCCCACUUUCAAGAACCAGAGAGGAAAAAGCCCUGAAGCUGUAAUCCUCCAAAUGCAUUGUGUGGGGAUGCUGUUUGCCCUGCAGACACAAAAGGUCACAAAUGGCAAUCACUGUGCACACACACAUAUCUAUAUCUUUUUUAUAUAUAUGCACAGUGAUUGCCAUUUUUUAUAUAUAUAGUUUUGUAUUUAGUGGAGUUUGAAAAAAGUCUUCUAAAAACUACAAACAGCGCAGUCUUCUGCACAGUCCAUAUAGAGAAUAUAAGAGGGGGCUGAAGUCAUGUAAAAAGAAAGAGGAAGAAAUGGCAAGUGAUAAGGGGUUGUACAGGUUGAGGUGUCAUGAAAUAAACAAGAGUGAUGUCUUUCAGGAAAUGUAGUAGGUAAUACUGUGAGACAAAAAGCUGGGAAAAAUGAUUACAUUUAGCACUUCUUUUAUCACCAGAGUUAAAGAGAAGGGCAUCGUUGCCUAGAAUUCUAGGCUUAUAAAAGGAUGCUGAAGUAUUGCAGGAUGUUGUAUAGCUCUCCAGAGGUUUUUGAAGUUACCAACAUAUGAAGAGUAUCCUCAGUAUUUUUUGUUUAAUUUAGAAGACUGUUUACUAUUGCUGGUUGAAGUCAAAGUGGAUGCAAAUUAUAUUUAAGCACUAUAAUGGGUCUUAUUUCUCCAGGGAAACAUUUAAGUUGUACCAAUCUGUUGAACUAAUCAGCGUACUUGUUGUCAUUUAGCUAAUUAACUCACUAAACACACACACACACACACACACACACAUGCAUACAGUACAUAUAUGGAUAAGCUUUUUAUAAUGAGAUGGGUUUGGUUUUCAAGUAGGGCCUUGCUGAGAGGUGGUGAGGGAAGCUGUAUGUGAGUCAGAAGAGUGCAGUUGUGGUGAUGGGUUUGUCUGUUUCAGCAGAGAGUCUGCAGUAUUGCUAUACAGUAUUUUGCUUAUACAAUUGGACCAGUAUCUGCUAGGGAUUGGUUCCAAGUCCCCUGCCCGAGAUACUGGAAAUAAUGGAUAUGCAAACUGUCUCUAUGGUAUAGUCUCUGGUUCCCUCUAGGGGCCAGUUCUGAUAAUACAUCUUUUGAAAUUUGCAUUUCUGGGUUUUUUUAAAACUUAGUAUUUUCAGGCAGUGGAUAAGUGAAACCACGGGUGCUGAUCCAGCAGUUACAGUGGUCCUACUGUAUUUCCCUGUCAUUCACUGAUUCAUUGACUCAUUCACUGAUCCAUUCAUUCAUAUCAGGAAGUUCAGAGAAUUGUAUUUCCAUGUAUCCUUUGGACCUAUUUCCUUCCUUUCCUGGGUGGCAUCUGUAGAAGUAGUCCCUCCAGUAGUGGUCAGAUAAGAUUAGGAAGUGCAGAAUGUGAGACAUCUGCCCACUUCCUUAUGACCAGAAAUGGAGUUGUUUAAAAAGUGUUGGUCAUCUGCAAGCACUUAAGACACAGCACUACGUACCUUGCAGUGUCUGUGAAUAUCACAAAGAUU